AUGUCAAAUCGAGUUGAAAUACGUUUCUCGUCCGAAGAUUCGUUCCGAUCCGACCUCGUCGAUGUCCUUGCCCUCUAUAAGGCUGUUGACAAGGCUGGCGUGAACCGCGUUGGUAUUGCUGAUACUGUGGGAGGAGCUACCCCGCGAAUGGUCCAUGAUCUCGUCCGAACGCUCCGAGGCAAGCAUGUCACCUCUUUCUCUCACACACGCCGCUUCACUAACACAUCUAUAGAGACACAUUUCCACGACGAUACUGGCUGCACAGUUGCGAACGCUGUCACCGCCCUUGAAGGAGGAGCGACGCACGUUGAUACAUCAGUUCUUGGUAUUGGUGAACGAAACGGUAUCACUCCACUAGGUGCACUGAUGGCUCGCAUGGUCGUGACUACACCAGAGUACACCAAGACUCACUAUAAGCUUCCCAAGCUCAAGGAAAUCGAGGAGUAUGUUGCGAGUGUCGUCCAAGUCAACAUCCCUUUCAACAAUCCCAUUACUGGCUUCUGUGCUUUCACGCAUAAAGCUGGUAUUCACGCCAAGGCUAUUCUGGCGAACCCCUCUACUUAUGAGAUUAUUGACACUGUGCUGUUCGGACGUACGAUUCCCCCCCUCUCCUAUUAA
Fusarium redolens is the source of this 618-nucleotide messenger RNA. RefSeq lists its product as uncharacterized. Gene Ontology annotation, cellular component: mitochondrion. The record is from RefSeq and is a predicted model, not a curated record. Gene Ontology annotation, molecular function: homocitrate synthase activity. The coding region runs from base 1 to 618 and encodes 205 amino acids. The transcript has 10 exons. Lineage: Eukaryota; Fungi; Ascomycota; Sordariomycetes; Hypocreales; Nectriaceae.